UAAGGUCAGUUGGAGUUGUCUGUCCAAGAAAACAAACUGAUCCCACAUCGAUAGCAAAAUGCGCACAUUCAUUCUAGUCGCUCUCCUCGCCGUGGUCUCUCUGGCCGCCGCUCAAGGACCAGGUGGUGGUCGUGGCGGUCCUGGAGGUUCCGGUGGUCCUCAAGGUCGCCCAGGAGGUGGUCCUGGUGGUCCUCCCAGAGGCCCCGGAGGUCCCGGUGGUCCUGGUGGUCCCGGUGGUCCUGGCGGUCCCGGUGGUCCCGGUGGUCCCGGUGGUCCUGGCGGUCCUGGUGGUCCAUGGGGUCCACCACGCAACUCCACCACGACCACAGAGGCAAGCUCCGACAGCACAGAAGCAAGCACAGACGCGUCCAGCACAGACGCGUCCAGCACAGAGGAAAGCACAGACGCCUCCAGCACAGACGCCGCCAGCACAGACGCCUCCAGCACAGACGCCUCCAGCACAGAGGCCGCCAGCACAGAGGGAAGCUCUGCCAGCACAGAGGCGUCCAGCACAGACGAGUCCUCCACAACCGAGGCCAGCGGGUCGGGAUCCGAUUAGCCUGCCUCAGAUCUGGCUUACAUUUCUGCUGCUCGGGUGACCUGCGGGAAGCCAGUAAAUAAAUAUACAUGUAUGGCUUGA
Molecule: messenger RNA, 640 nt
Organism: Drosophila guanche
Lineage: Eukaryota; Metazoa; Arthropoda; Insecta; Diptera; Drosophilidae
Product: translation initiation factor IF-2
Exons: 2
Coding region: 59-559 (166 amino acids)
Source: RefSeq, a predicted model, not a curated record